Messenger RNA from Pelagomonas calceolata, 1955 nucleotides. The record is from the annotation of a GenBank genome assembly. Lineage: Eukaryota; Pelagophyceae; Pelagomonadales; Pelagomonadaceae.
GCGUUUUUGCAAGCUGCCAUUGCGCCGUCGGAUUGUGAACACAGACACGCCUCUGCUGUCAGUAUAGCUCACGCUACAGACACGAUCCUCUGCUGCCAGUUAUAGCUCACGACGCCCGCGAUUUGCUAAAGCACCCAUCAAAAAUGCGCCGCGGACGCACACAACCAAGCAGCCGCGCGCGGAGCGGAGGGACAAGCGACGACGACGCGAAAGCAGCCGCUUCCAAAACGGGCAUGCUCGCGCCGCUCCUCUUCCUUGCAAUUGGUGUUGUCUUCGUGGUGUCGACGCUCUACCAGCCGCAGCAUACGCACGUCAUGCCCGUGGCGAACACCGUCGAGCUGCGCUCUCUGAUAAGGGAGCAGAACGCGACGAUCCGCGCGCUCGCGCGGCGCGUGGCGCACGCGUCGGAGCAGCGCGAGACGCACGCGCAGCGCAUCGACGCGCACGCGGACCGCGUCGAGGCGGCGCUCGCCGCGAAGUUGGUUGCGGAGACGGAGCUCGCGGUUGCCAGGGCCGACGCCGCCGCGGCGCGCAAAGAACUUGUGGAGAUGCGGCAGCGGCUGCGUGAUAACCAUGCGCCGUUAUCAACGGCACCGGUCGCACGACAGACACUGACAACAAAAGCGGAGACGAAGUGCGACGAUCUCUUCGGCGAGGGUUUAGUAAGGAGCUACCGCGACUCCAAAAAGGUCUGGUGCGGCGGCGGUUCCACAACGAUCGAGUGCUACGAGCACGUCUACGCGCACAACGGGCGGAUAGGGCAUUUCUGCCGCGCGUCCAAUCUAUUGGUGGACUUUUCCAAGGUGGGCGGACGGCACUCGACCACCACGAAACCGCAGCGGGGCCCGAACAUGUACCACUCCUUUGCGCCAGGUGCAUUGCAGGCCCAGUGCGCGCGAACGAAGCACUGGUCUCUACAGAAGGCCAUGCCCCACGCGAAACUGAUGCUCCCUAAGCUCGAGGAGGUCCAGAGCUUUUCAAACGAUGUAGAACGCGUGCAGACGCCUACUUAUCUACUAGCUAGAGACGAGGACUCGGAAAAUAUGUUUCAUUCCACUGCGGACCACUUGAAUGCGUUUUUAGUAUCAGAGGUGCUCCAGUCUGAUAGAGACAAGUGGCAGACCGUGCUGUUUGAUCGGAUGCCGGACGGGCCCUUCCACAGUCUGAUCGAGAAGACGUUUUCUCCGAAAAACAAGCUGAAACGAGCCGCGGACUACCAAGGCAGAAAAGUAUUAUUUGAGGAGUUGAUUAUUCAUCUCGAGUCCCCUGCCGGUAUUGUGUUCCCGAAGGUCGCCGGUCCGAAGGGUAUUAUGACCUGUACACAAUCAUCAUUGUGGUUGGGGUUCCGCGCGGCUGUGUUGCGAGGCUUCGGGUUGUUGGACGUGCCUCCACCAACAGUGCCGCACGCUGUGCUGUCUGUUAGAAGACGAACCGGUGGAAAAAAUACCGGUAGGGUUUUUGCGGAUGAGGCCGCGCUCACAAAAAUACUGAAGGAAGGAAAUGCGAUGACGUCCGAGGUCGUCGAUCUGGGUUCGUUGCCCUUCGACCGGCAGAUCGCUCUGAUGCGGCGGACGAACAUAUUGAUUGGGGCCCACGGUGCCGGUUUGAUGCACGUUUUGUUUCUCGCCGAAGAAGCUGUUUUGUUGGAGAUCCACCCGUCCUACAGGUUAGAUAGGCACUUUAGGUUGGCCGCGCGCAUGGCGGGGAAGAUCUAUCUGCCGCUGCGAUCGACUCAACCGGUGACCUGCAAGGGCACCUCGGACGCGGUGCCCGUCGACGCGGGCGAGUUCCGGCGAGCGCUCGACGCGGCCGUGCGGCUGGCGCGGUCGUUUGAUGAUGGCGUCGCCGAGUGCGGCUUGUCCUGCGACGCGCGCGUGCUGGCCUUGGAUAGCGGGAACGCGAAGUUCCUGCCGCCGGGCGCGCGGCCGCUCGCGACGCGGUUCCCGUGCGGGUAG